AUGCCGGACGAUGGCUCAAGAGCAGCCCGAUCAGUCAUACAGGCGAUCAACUCGCGAGCGGAAGGAGACAUCAAGAUGGCUGAGGGAGAGGUCGAUGGGCUUCUUGGGCACAGCAAGCCCAGAGAGGUAGAAGAGCAAGUGACCAUCAUGCUGGGAGUGGGAGGAGGAGCUCUCAAGCACGAAGCUCUCGAUCCUGUUGGCUUGUGUUGCUUCCCCUUGUGUUGCGCUCUUGACGUUGCGAUCAGGUUUCACCUGCUGCAUUAUCUAGUGCGGUACCUCACCAAGGCUGGUCAGAAGAUCGCCAACUCAUCCGCCAACCUCUCUCCUCUCCUCCCCUUCGCUUCCUGCGCCAUCCGCCUUGGAGCCCUCCAGGUUGAUGUCGGUCGUCGCAUGGACCUCACAGAUUCUCUCCUCAAGUUCCUCAAGGCUCUCGCCCUAUACGAUGAAGAUUUCAGGAAUGUUCUUCUCAAGACAUCUUUUCGAGCACGGAGCGACCUGCUUGCUCAGGCUGUCGUGCAAAAUGGGCAGGAGAAGGGGCAGGGGCAGGGGCAGGAGCAGGAGAAGGGAGCGGGGGAAAGAUACUUCUCCGACUCUCCACAGAUCGUCGACACUCCUCUCUUCAAGACGCUCAUCGACAGCUUGCUGCUGUGUCGUUCCUUCCCAGUGGACAAAGAACUCGCUUCCGCUGAGCUAAGCCCGGAAUUUUUCUCAUCGCAGCUCGCUGCUGUCACCAUGCUCAUCCCCCAGCUCGGCCCCAAGCUCCCUGGGCUCAUUCCUGACCUUCUCCGGCUUCUCCUUCACUGUGUGAGGGAGGAGAGCGACUGUUCAGUCCCGUCAGCUGGAGAGGUGGCGGGGGAGGAAGAAACUCAACAGGGCGACAAGCCGACGGGUGGGGAAGCAGAGAGAGGGAGGAGGACAAGCACGAGUGAGAAGACACGUGUUUCUGCUGCUCGGAGUACCUUCACAGCAGAGACAGUGCUCGUGCUGUUCCGUCAUCUGUGGGGUUUAAUUCCUUGCCAUGUUCUCCAUUGCAUACAAGAAGAGGUGAGCAAGAGCCCGGACCAGCUUCGUCUCUUCGCGGGCUAUUUCCGUCAGCUACGAUGCAACGAGAGAAUUCUGUUGGGUCCAACGGCUGAAGCAGAUCCCGACAACUGGAAGUCAGUGAACACGACGGCUCUUAUCGACUACCUCGACAUCUCCUCCCAGCCCUCCCUCCUCCUUCCUGAGCUUCAGCCUCUCCCCCAGCCUCUUCCUCUCCUUCCUUCUGAUGCGAUCCAAGACAAAGAACCCUCCUGCGUCUCCGACUCUAUCCUCCAG
Molecule: messenger RNA, 1317 nt
Organism: Guillardia theta CCMP2712
Lineage: Eukaryota; Cryptophyceae; Pyrenomonadales; Geminigeraceae
Exons: 17
Source: RefSeq, a predicted model, not a curated record